Lactuca sativa (garden lettuce) is the source of this 1401-nucleotide messenger RNA. RefSeq names its product receptor-like kinase. Gene Ontology annotation, molecular function: transmembrane receptor protein tyrosine kinase activity. The record is from RefSeq and is a predicted model, not a curated record. NCBI's taxonomy places the organism in Eukaryota, Viridiplantae, Streptophyta, Magnoliopsida, Asterales, Asteraceae. Gene Ontology annotation, biological process: protein phosphorylation.
AUGUCGAUCCGAAUUACAUCUCUUCUUCUUAUUUCCCUCGCCGUUGUCUCCGCUUUCUCCCCCGCUGAUCACUACCUCAUCGACUGUGGCACCACCGAACCCACGGUGGUUGACCUAGACCACCGGACGUUCACCCAAGAUGGAUCGUCUGCGGUACUCUCAGCAACGAAAUCAUUCGGAUUAAAGAACUCGAACCCAGAUCCCAGUUUGUCCCCAAUUUAUCACACUGCUAGGGUUUUCACGAAACCCUCAGAUUACAAGUUCAAAAUCAAAGAAAAAGGGACGCACCUGGUACGUAUUCAUUUUCAUAGAUUCGGUUUCAAGAAUAUUGGUGGUACUUGUCAUGAUCAAUUUCAUGUUUCUGCUAAUGGAUACGUGCUAUUACACAAUUUCGCUGCCCCAAAAGGAAGCCCUAUAAUUAAGGACUUUUUGAUUUGGGUUGAUGAUGAUGAGCUCGUGAUUAGGUUUAUGCCAGCAGAUAGAUCUAGUUUUGCAUUUGUUAACGCGAUUGAGGUGAUUUCUGCUCCUAAAGAUUUGAUUCCCGAUGAGUAUGUGAGUUCUGAUCAAAAUGAUAGGAUCAAUAUCAGACACGCAUAUGAGACUAUGUAUAGGAUCAAUGUUGGUGGUGUAAAAGUAACUCCUUUUAAUGAUUCCUUAUGGAGAAAUUGGGUUCCUGAUGAUAAGUUCUUGAAACUUUCUGAUGCUUCUUUAAAAAGUUACAGUAAAAUUCACUUUGAUGGUCGAAUUCAGUACCAUUUAGGUGGUGCAAGCCGUGAAGUUGGUCCUGAUAACAUGUACAACAGUGCAAGAAUGAUUUCUAGUUUGAAUGAUUCAAUCCCAAAACUGAAUAUGACAUGGGUUUUCCCUGUAGAAAAGCGUUUUAGCUAUCUUGUGAGGUUACAUUUCUGUGAUAUUGCAAGCAUUUCUCUUGGAAUGAUAUAUUUCAAUGUGUAUCUAAACGGGAAUUUAGCUUAUGAGAAUGUGGAUCUUUCAACCCUCACAAACUAUGUGCUAGCUUCACCUUUCUAUGCUGACUUUGUGGUUGACCCUGAGAAGUUUUCUGAUGCAAUAAGAGUUGAAAUCGGGCCUUCAAAUUUGAGCAGAUCACAUGCUGUUGAUGGUAUCUUAAACGGGUUAGAGAUAUUUAAGAUGGAUAAUUCAUGGAGGAGUCUUAAUGGUGAAGUGUGUGUUGACCAGUUGGAGUCAAAGAACAGGUCAAAUGGUCAAAUGAGUCGUUUACUAUCAUUGACUGGUGCAGUAUGUUUGUUGGCAAUUGCAUUUCUGGUUAUGCGAAGAAAAACUGAGGUCAAAGAUUCUUUUGGGUGGUCAAGAGUACCCGUUGAUGUGUCUGAAAUUGAUCUUAAAUCUAGCUUUCCAAAGUCUAAUGGGGUUGAGGUUUAA